Musca vetustissima is the source of this 1236-nucleotide messenger RNA. Its product is annotated as protein FRA10AC1. Gene Ontology annotation, biological process: dephosphorylation. NCBI's taxonomy places the organism in Eukaryota, Metazoa, Arthropoda, Insecta, Diptera, Muscidae. The transcript has 3 exons. The record is from RefSeq and is a predicted model, not a curated record. Gene Ontology annotation, molecular function: phosphatase activity. Bases 1 to 1236 code for a protein of 411 amino acids.
AUGGAGGGUUCGAUGUUGGAGGAGAUGGAAAAUAUGGCCGGGGAUGGAAAAUAUGGCCGGCUGUGUUUCUUUGCGCCAGAGGUGCCGAAUGCUGGUGUAGGAAAGAAGGUGAAGUCGAAGAGGAAGGUGAUGUCAACCAUGGAGGGGAAGGCGGGUACUACCGGGAAUGAUUGGAAGCGUUUUAAGCCCGGAUCGCCGAUCAUCUCGGGUGCGGAGGCUGUUGGAAAAAUUGUGAGUGGAAAUGUUUUGCAGACGGGCAGUGAGGUUGAUGUGCAUGUGCAUAGCCGUCCGCGUAAUAGGAGGCGCUUGGCUAGUGGUGGAGGUGGGGAAGGUUGCAUCUCCAAGAUGAAGGAGGUGGCUGAACGUGUCGGUGAUACUCCACCUGUGGUGGAGAAUGCUGAUACGCCUCCUCUGGAUAGUUUGGAGGUGGACUUUACAUACAUAUAUAUAUCAACAAUAAAAAUGUUUCCUAUAUCAUUGAAAACGUUGAGUGACCAGGAAAGACACAAUUACAUAUUGCAAACCUUUAUUUUAAAUAAUAAAAGUUUUUCCGAGCAGCGGAAGCAUAAACGCGAUAUUGAUGUUAUAAGAGAACAUCACCGAUUUUUAUGGCAUGAAGAAGCAGUUAAUGAUUCGUGGGAAGUGCGACUUGCCAAACGAUACUAUGACAAAUUGUUCAAAGAAUAUUGUAUAGCGGAUCUCACGAGAUACAAAGAGAACAAAAUUGCUUUACGAUGGCGUACCGAGGCUGAAGUUGUAGCUGGUAUUGGCCAAUUUCAAUGUGGCAGUCGAAAAUGUUUGGAAAAGGAUAAUCUUCGCAGCUGGGAGGUUAAUUUUGCAUAUAAAGAACAGGGGGAAAUAAAAAAUGCUUUGAUAAAAUUAAGAUUAUGUCCGGGGCAUUCAGAACAGCUGAACUACACGUCAAAGAAACGAGAGGUGAAACGGCUUAAACAUGUAGAACGCCAAAAAGCAAAGGAAGAAAAGCGUAACCAGAAGAAAUCUUCGAAGCCCGAUAAAAAUCACACAAUUGCUAACGAGGACCAACAAGAUUUGUCUAACGAUGUCAAUAAAGAUUGCGAUGUGAUGUCAACGUGCCCUGUCGUUGAAAGUAAUGAACAAGAAGAGGAAGUUGUGGAAGAAUCUGAUGAAAUAUGGAAUAGAAACACUAUCAAUGAUGUUGAUCCCGUCUCCAGGGAGAGCGAAUUUGAACGAUACCUUGAAGAUCUUCUACUUUAA